This is a messenger RNA of Scatophagus argus, 1979 nucleotides long. RefSeq names its product HEXIM P-TEFb complex subunit 1 (gene hexim1). The transcript has a single exon. Gene Ontology annotation, biological process: negative regulation of cyclin-dependent protein serine/threonine kinase activity; negative regulation of transcription by RNA polymerase II. NCBI's taxonomy places the organism in Eukaryota, Metazoa, Chordata, Actinopteri, Scatophagidae. Gene Ontology annotation, cellular component: cytoplasm; nucleoplasm; nucleus. The coding region runs from base 358 to 1461 and encodes 367 amino acids. Gene Ontology annotation, molecular function: cyclin-dependent protein serine/threonine kinase inhibitor activity; 7SK snRNA binding. The record is from RefSeq and is a predicted model, not a curated record.
CUCCCUCUUCUUGAGUAGCACACUGGACACUGUUGUGACGGCUGAACGUCGUCUCCGGGUGAACGAUAGCUCUGACAGCAUCGAAACAGUUAAUGGUAGUUAGCGACAGUUGCUCUGACAAACCCUUGGAGGAGUAACAAGUGUUUACUGUUCGGAAGUUUACUUUUAGUCUGCGAGAGUUUGUUUACAAGCCUCCAGAUUCAAACUUUCUUUAGUGACAUCGGCUCAUUCUGGAAUAAGUAUAUAUUUUUCGAAAUUAAGUUUAACGCCUUUUUAACGAACUUUGCAGCUCGGUUUUGAGAGCGCGAACAUGAUCUGAAAUGCGCUGAAGUGGAGCCAUCGGAGCGGAACAUCGGGAUGACAGAGCCAGCGCAGCAGACCCAUCACCUGAAAACUUCGCGCAGCCCAUCAGGUGGGAUCAGCGGAGACGCUAUGGAGCAUCUCCCAGCCAGCAACCCUGGUGGACCAGAGAACGGCGACAGGGGGCGACAGAGAGGCCAGAAGCAGCAGCAGCAGGCGGAGAACUGUGGGGAUAUCAACACAGACAAGUUAUGGCAAAUGAAAGGCGGACAGAGGGGGGUGUGCCCUGCCUUAGCAGCCGGAAACGAGCUCCCAAAGUGCCCGAUUUCGGCUCAGCCUCGUCAGAAACCCAGUGUUCUUGCAGCGGGAGACGAUAAUCACAUCUCACACGGGAAAAACGGUGAAGACAGACAGCUGGAGGAGACUUUAAACCAGGUGCAAGAGGAGAGUUCGCUCAUCGACUCUGACACUGGCUUAGAUGCGCGUCUGGGCAAGAAGAGGCACAGACGCAGGACCACCAGGAAGAAGCGCAACUGGAAGCCGUAUUAUAAACUUUCCUGGGAGGAAAGAAAAGCCCUGGAAGAGAAGGAGACGGCCAGGGCCUCCCGGGUGAGAGAGGAGAUGUUCGCCAAGGGGCUCCCAGUGGCCCCCUACAACACCACCCAGUUCCUGAUGGACGAGCACGACCGAGAGGAGCCCGACCUCAACACCGAGACCGGGGUCAGGCGACCCGCAGGGGUCGGUGGCCGCUUGGAGGACACGGGCAGCGAGGAGGACUUUUUCGACAACGAUGAUGAGGACGACGAUGACGGCAGCGGCGGGGGCAGCGACGGUAUCGGAAGGCCUGGGAACGCAGGUGGGGAGUUUCUCCAGAGAGACUUUUCCGAGACCUACGAGAUGUACCACGUCGAGAGCCUGCAGAAUAUGACCAAGCAGGAGCUGGUGCAGGAGUACCUCGAGCUGGAGAAGUGCAUGUCCCGGCUGGAGGAGGAGAACAACCGGCUGAGGCGCGCCGUGGAGCCCGGGGGUCUGACCGUGGACAGCUCCUUGGUCCGGCUCGGAGAGCUGGAGAGGGAGCUGGAGAGACUGAGGGCCCAAAACACCGAGCUCCUCCUGCAGAACCAGCCGAACAAGGACAGGGGCCAGGUGGCUACCAACUGAAGGACACAAUUCAAGUAGGGACAAACCCUCUGAGAAAGGUAAAAACGUGGGACUGCUGCAUUUUUUUUAAAUUGUCAUCGGUUUUCUGUAAUCAGUUUGUCAUCAGGACGGUGAAGUCCUUGCAUUGCAAUGCAAUACUUGACGUUUCUUUUCUAUUUGGACUGCGAGGUUGUCCUGUUCAGUUUUUUUUUCCAAGACGAAAUGUAAAUAUUUCAAAAAAAUAAGAUUCUUUUUUUUUAUACAGAGAAUGUAUCUGGCAACACGAGAAUAUUUUGUUUGUUUCCCGGGGCAACUUUGCAGGAUAUCAAAUGACAUAAACUGUUCCAAUUGUUGAAUUAAAACAGGAAAUGAAAACUUCAUUUUACAGUCCAGAAAAUAAUAAUAACAUUUGAAAAACAAAUCACAGCUAAUGGGGUCAGCUUUGCUGAGAUUGUUUUGCAUAAGUAAUUUCCGGAGUGAACAUUUUAACAGUUGUGUGUUAACAUAAGUUCAAAUAAAAUUUUGAAAUUCUGCUGUCA